Molecule: messenger RNA, 731 nt
Organism: Ananas comosus (pineapple)
Lineage: Eukaryota; Viridiplantae; Streptophyta; Magnoliopsida; Poales; Bromeliaceae
Product: 60S ribosomal protein L34-like
Exons: 4
Coding region: 98-460 (120 amino acids)
Biological process (GO): ribosome biogenesis; translation
Cellular component (GO): cytosolic large ribosomal subunit; ribosome
Molecular function (GO): structural constituent of ribosome
Source: RefSeq, a predicted model, not a curated record
CCAAAACGGCGGCGCCCAUAAAAGGCGCCUCUUUUUUGCUUCUUCGAGCUUUACAUUACACAGAGAAAGAGAGCUUCGCGAAGAAGCAGAAGCGAAAAUGGUGCAGCGACUAACGUAUCGAAAGAGGCAUAGCUACGCCACCAAAUCCAACCAAACUAGGGUUGUUAAAACCCCUGGUGGUAGGCUUGUGUACCAAUACACGAAUAAGAGGGCGAGCGGACCUAAAUGCCCGGUGACGGGCAAGAGAAUUCAAGGAAUUCCUCACUUAAGGCCAGCUGAGUACAAGAGGUCGAGAUUAUCCAGGAACCGGAGGACCGUGAACCGCGCCUACGGUGGAGUUCUAUCUGGAGGUGCAGUUAGAGAAAGAAUUAUUCGAGCAUUUUUGAUUGAAGAGCAAAAGAUCGUGAAGAAGGUUUUGAAGAUCCAAAAAGCCAAAGACAAACAAGCUUCUAAGAGCUAGAAGACCCAAGCCACAAAAGUAAACGGCGAUGCUCGAGUUUUAUACACUCGGUGUAAUGUUUAACUUGAUGCUUAAGUGUAGUUCAACUGUUAAAGUGUGGAGAGUUAACCGUCGCGUUGAGUGAGUUAUUCGGUAUAAUUAGUUUUCAGUAACUAUUGUUUGAGAUUUGUGAAAGUUUGACAUUCACAAUCAGUAUUUGGUUGUAUUUUGAAUUUUGAGUUGGUUAAACAGUUUCAAAUUCCGCUUAAUUUGGUAGAAUAAUUUGUUCUCU